AUGCUCGACGUUGGUACGGCCAAGUGGUCUGCUGCCUUGGCCGGUUUGCCUGGGGCCUGCACACUGUUCACCAAGAUUAAAGGAUCAAAGGCAAUUUCCCUUCCCGUGGACCUCCACGAUACCCCCCACGUUGGUGCUCGGCAGCCGCGGAGCCUCAAUCAAACCUUGGCCGCUCCCCCGGUUGCGGCGCAUGGCACCCACCACCACCACCUUGCGGAUUCCACGACAACGGCCGAUAACCCCCGCCCGCGCGAGAUGCCGCCCAAACGGGAAGACAGCCAGCUGUCGCAGGACAGCGUCAUGACGGCCACGCCGGAGGACCGGCACGAGAUCUUGUACUUUGCGUACGGGAGCAACCUGUCGACGGCGCAGAUGCGGCAGCGGUGCCCGCACUCGACGCCCGUAGGGCUGGGGUACCUCGAGGGCUGGAAGUGGCUCAUCAACGAGAGGGGCUACGCCAACGUCGUGCGGGUGUCGGGCGGCGGCGGCGGCGGCGGCGUCUACGGGCUCUUGUACCUGCUGCCGCCGCAGGACGAGGAGAGGCUCGACGUGUGCGAGGGCGUGCCGUGGGCCUACGAGAAGAUGACGUGCGACGCGCGCUGGGUGAGGGACGGGCUGGGCAAGGCGCUGGACGAGCCCGUCAGGGCGCUGGUGUACGUGGACACGAGCCGGGUGCGGGAGAGCGUGCCCGGGGACGAGUACGUGCAGAGGAUGGAGAGGGGCAUCGAGGAUGCCGUGAACAAUUGGGGGCUGGACGGGGAGUAUGCCGCGAGGGUCAUGAGGAGGUUUUGGGAGUGA
Metarhizium acridum CQMa 102 is the source of this 798-nucleotide messenger RNA. RefSeq lists its product as uncharacterized. Gene Ontology annotation, molecular function: gamma-glutamylcyclotransferase activity. The record is from RefSeq and is a predicted model, not a curated record. NCBI's taxonomy places the organism in Eukaryota, Fungi, Ascomycota, Sordariomycetes, Hypocreales, Clavicipitaceae.